This is a messenger RNA of Hyalella azteca, 852 nucleotides long. Its product is annotated as protein odd-skipped. The coding region runs from base 18 to 776 and encodes 252 amino acids. The transcript has a single exon. Gene Ontology annotation, biological process: embryo development; regulation of transcription by RNA polymerase II. Gene Ontology annotation, cellular component: nucleus. The record is from RefSeq and is a predicted model, not a curated record. Gene Ontology annotation, molecular function: RNA polymerase II transcription regulatory region sequence-specific DNA binding; DNA-binding transcription factor activity, RNA polymerase II-specific. Lineage: Eukaryota; Metazoa; Arthropoda; Malacostraca; Amphipoda; Hyalellidae.
CCGACCACACGCCAGCCAUGGACUCUACCUCGUCUGUGUUCCUCAAGUCAGUUACCGCCCCGAACUUUCCGUGGCCUCAGUUUGAUUCCAGUUACUCAAACAAGGCAAAUUCUAUGCCAUUCCUGCCUAUACUCAGUGACCAAGGAAGUGGUGUGGAUUGGAGUGUCAUACACCCAAAGCUUAUGGCUUUAGAAAGCUUAAUGAGAGGUUAUGGUGACAGCGUUAAGAAGACCGCCGACAUAACAGCGUUAUUGCUGAGCUCUACUGGCCGGUUAUGUCGGCCCAAGAAACGAUAUAUUUGCAAAUUCUGCAAUCGUGAGUUCACCAAAAGCUACAAUCUCCUAAUUCACGAACGUACACACACGGACGAGCGACCUUUCCCUUGUGAUAUUUGUGGCAAGGCCUUCAGAAGACAAGACCACCUCCGUGAUCACAAAUACAUCCACAGUAAAGACAAGCCUUUCAAAUGUGAAGUUUGUGGUAAAGGUUUUUGUCAGAAUAGGACGUUGGCGGUGCACAAAGCCCAACACGCACACGACAUCGCUCUAUCAUCGAGCACCGAACUCAAUGUUUUGUUGAGGGUACCAAGAGUUUGCUCGGCCAACGUCUCGCCUUCGUCAGGAGUCGAGCGAUUGUCGAGUCCCAUCCUCGUCACCUCGUCAGCCUUGACGGAGGACGAGCCCAUGCAGACCCUUGCGGAGGAGCCUGGCGCUGACGACGAAGAAGAGAGACCAAGAAGGCUCGGCUUCACCAUCGAGGACAUCAUGAGAAGAUGAGUCCAAGGGCGGAUGAUAACCUUCAUGUCUGCGAGUAAAAAAAUAAGUUGCAUAUAAAUUUCGUAAUAUUUUUUUG